Cuscuta campestris is the source of this 1268-nucleotide messenger RNA. Lineage: Eukaryota; Viridiplantae; Streptophyta; Magnoliopsida; Solanales; Convolvulaceae. The record is from the annotation of a GenBank genome assembly.
CAAACAAGGCCGCUUUUCUUUUUCCGUUGGAAUAAAACCAUGUGGCCAGAGAUUGAAUUUCCACCUCCCACAUUCAUAAACCGUCCAUUUUUUCUUCUUCACGCGCAGGACAAGCUCUAAAGUUGCUCUUUAAAGACACAGAAAUGACAGAAACCGAGAAAUCAAAUUUUGCCAUAGACGGAUGCUUCUAGCUGUUGAAUUUGUGAAAGCGAUAGAAUCCAUUAUUAUAGUGACUGAAAAUUUCUCUGCUUCUACCAUUGCUUCUAUUGUGUGAGUUUUUGCAUCGUCUUGGCUCUUUGGCAUCACAGUAGCUUCUGAGCCGGACAAUCGUUGCUACCUUUGCUGGGAAGAAACCUGAGAAAGAAAGAGAUGGUUCCAACAUUGGAGGCGAUCCAGGGUGGUGGAGGGUCCAUGAAAGUCGGAACCACAGGUACAAUAAGCUCUCUUGUUUCAAAAGAAUUAGAUGGUGUGAAAUCUUCUCCCCAGACGGCGGCAGGACCAGUUAGAAAGAAGCUUCCUCCUCCAUCGAUCUGUUCAUUUGUUGCUGGUUCUGCUACAAGUCCUACCAAACGAAUGACACCCAAAACACCACCACUGCCAUCAUCAAAUGAAGCCAUCAGUGGAAAAGACCAUGAUAGCCCUGAAGUCACGCGCAAGACAAAGAACUACACCAGGAAUACCCAUGAAAUUCCCAUUCUAGAAUCUGAAAGUUGUUCUGUGGAUGAUACUCCUGUCAGACAGAAGGGUGCCAGGAAGGGGUCUCGCAUAGCUGAAAUCGUGGACAUCAAAUGUGGGAGUUGUGAGAAGCGAUGGGCAAGCCCUGUGAAGAAUCCCCUUAAGAAGUUUAGCUUCUCAAAGCUAUCAGGGACCCCUGUCUGAGCUGCACCAGCCUCUAACAUCAACAAACUACACUUUACUCUCUGCACUAUGCAACCUAUGUUCCUAGAAGUACUAAGCUUCCACUCUCUGCGGUUUUUCCUUGUCCAGCUCAUAGCCAGCUGCUCUUGCACCCUUUUAUCACAAAUGGUUCAGGUGUAGGAAAAGAAACGGCUAAGUUUCUGACCCUGCACUUCGAUUGAUAUUAUGCUUCAUGAAUUGUUGAGCGUUUUUAUCUUCUUGUUGUUUUGCUUGGUCCUCUUGGUUCCUGAAAGCAGUUAUGUAAUUGUUCGCACCAAAUUCAGAAAAAGGAACAAUAGGCAUGCAUCUUUAAUUAUUAUUCCAUAUCAUAGCCUCACACUUUUAACAUUAAAUAAAAUUGCAAAAAUGGU